This is a messenger RNA of Brachypodium distachyon (stiff brome), 2053 nucleotides long. RefSeq names its product ferredoxin--nitrite reductase, chloroplastic. The record is from RefSeq and is a predicted model, not a curated record. The coding region runs from base 67 to 1863 and encodes 598 amino acids. Gene Ontology annotation, molecular function: oxidoreductase activity; iron-sulfur cluster binding; heme binding. The transcript is spliced from 4 exons. Lineage: Eukaryota; Viridiplantae; Streptophyta; Magnoliopsida; Poales; Poaceae.
ACGCACCGCACCCAUGGCCACCACCGCCAAAUCACAGCACCACCACCAGCAGCAUCAGCAUCAUCCAUGGCGUCCUCGGCCUCCCUGCAGCGCUUCCUCCCGCCCUCGGCCCACUCCACGCCCUCGUCGUCCCAACGCGGCCGCCGCGCCCGCCGCCCCGUGCUGCAAUGCUCGGCCGUCUCCGCGCCGUCUUCGUCUUCCCCGGCGCCGGCCGCGGGUGCCGUGGCGGCGGAGCGGCUGGAGCCGCGGGUGGAGCAGCGGGAAGGCGGGUACUGGGUGCUCAAGGAGAAGUACCGGACGGGGCUGAACCCGCAGGAGAAGGUGAAGCUGGGCAAGGAGCCCAUGGCGCUCUUCACGGAGAGCGGCAUCAGGGACCUCGCCAAGAUCCCCAUGGCGGAGAUCGACGCCGACAAGCUCGCCAAGGAGGACGUCGACGUGCGGCUCAAGUGGCUCGGCCUCUUCCACCGCCGCAAGCAGCAGUAUGGCCGGUUCAUGAUGCGUCUGAAGCUGCCCAACGGCGUGACGACGAGCGAGCAGACGAGGUACCUGGCGAGCGUGAUCGACAAGUACGGCGAGGAAGGCUGCGCCGACGUGACGACGCGGCAGAACUGGCAGAUCCGCGGCGUCACGCUCCCGGACGUGCCGGACAUCCUUGACGGGCUCCACUCCGUCGGCCUCACCAGCCUCCAGAGCGGCAUGGACAACGUGCGCAACCCGGUGGGCAACCCGCUGGCCGGCAUCGACCCCGACGAGAUCGUCGACACCCGCCCUUACACCAACCUCCUCUCCUCCUACAUCACCAACAACUCCCAGGGCAACCUCGCCGUCACCAACCUGCCGAGGAAAUGGAACGUGUGCGUGAUCGGGUCGCACGACCUGUACGAGCACCCGCACAUCAACGACCUGGCUUACAUGCCGGCGGAGAAGGACGGCAAGUUCGGGUUCAAUCUUCUCGUGGGCGGGUUCAUCAGCCCCAAGAGGUGGGGCGAGGCGUUGCCGCUCGACGCCUGGGUGCCCGGCGACGACAUCAUCCCCGUCUGCAAGGCCAUCCUCGAGGCCUACCGCGACCUCGGCACCAGGGGCAACCGCCAGAAGACCCGCAUGAUGUGGCUCAUCGACGAACUCGGGAUGGAGGUGUUCAGGUCGGAGAUCGAGAAGAGGAUGCCGGGCGGGGUCCUGGAGCGGGCGGCGGCGGAGGACAUGAUCGACAAGGCAUGGGAGCGGCGGGACUACCUGGGCGUGCACCCGCAGAAGCAGCAAGGGCUGUCCUUCGUGGGCCUCCACGUGCCCGUGGGCCGGGUGCAGGCGGCCGACAUGUACUCGCUGGCCCGUCUCGCCGACGAGUACGGCUCGGGCGAGCUCCGGCUCACCGUGGAGCAGAACAUCGUGCUCCCAAACGUCCCCAACGACAAAAUCCCCUCGCUCCUCGCGGAACCGCUGCUCCAGAAAUUCUCGGCCCAGCCGUCGCUGCUGAUGAAGGGGCUGGUGGCGUGCACGGGGAACCAGUUCUGCGGGCAGGCCAUCAUCGAGACCAAGGCGCGGGCGCUGCGGGUGACCCGCGACGUGGAGCGGCGGGUGUCCGUGCCCAGGGCCGUCAGGAUGCACUGGACGGGAUGCCCCAACAGCUGCGCCCAGGUGCAGGUUGCCGACAUCGGCUUCAUGGGGUGUCUCACCAAGAACGGCAGCGGCAAGAUCGUCGAGGCGGCGGAUAUCUUUGUCGGGGGACGCGUCGGGAGCGACUCGCACCUCACGGGCGUGUGGAAGAAGGCCGUGCCAUGCGAGGACCUCGUGCCGGUCGUUGCUGACCUCCUCGUUGAGCGAUUCGGGGCUGUGCCCAGGGAGAGGGAGGAAGACGAAGAGUAGGAGGAGAGCAGAGCGCUGGUCUCCUUUGGUUUGAUGUAAAGUAGACAGCGCCAUGCUUCAAUGGCACGCUUGUUUGUACCACGGUUCGGUUUGAUCGGCGUUGCACGGGUGCAGCAGUCACAAGUUUUUCACAUACGGUACAGAUGAUGGUUUAAUUGAUGGUGAUAAAUAAAGAAGCGGGUUAUCCAGC